Molecule: messenger RNA, 903 nt
Organism: Lycium ferocissimum
Lineage: Eukaryota; Viridiplantae; Streptophyta; Magnoliopsida; Solanales; Solanaceae
Exons: 5
Coding region: 1-903 (300 amino acids)
Source: RefSeq, a predicted model, not a curated record
AUGAAGCCUCCUGUGUUUUAUGGUACUAAGUCGGAGGACGCAUAUGAGUUCAUCAUCGACUGUCAUGAGAGGCUCCAUAAGAUGGAGGCUGUGGAUAAGUACGGGGUAGAGUUUGUGACCUUCCAGUUCUUGGACAAGUACGUUUCACGUACUCUGAGGGACCGAAGGAAGGAUGAGUUCGCUACUAUUGGUCAGGGGAACUCGUCUGUUGCUGUGUAUGAGUCCCGUUUCCACUCCCUUUCUAGUUAUGCUCUUCAGUUGCUACCCACUAAAGGGGAAAAGAUACGGCGGUUCGUGAAGGGGUUGAACACCGGACUGCAGUUAUCAGCUCUUCAGCUUGUAGCCACUAGGGCUUUAUUUCAGGAGAUAGUGGAGCAUGUCUGUAUCGUUGAGGGGAUUAAGCAUGAGAGUUAUACAAAGAAGCUAGUAGAUAAAAGUUGUUUAGCUUAUCUGGCACACAUCCAUGAUACCAGUGCAGAUACUUCAUCCCUUGAUUCAGUUCCAGUGGUACGGGAGUUUGCGGAUGUGUUCCCCGCGGACUUACCUGGUAUGCCACCGGAUCGUGAUAUUGAUUUCGGAAUUGACUUAGACCUAAGGACUCGUCCUAUCUCCAUCACACCUUAUAGGAUGGCACCAGCAGAACUCAGAGAACUGAAAGAGCAGUUGCAAGAUCUUCUGAGAUACCAUCAGUUGAAGAUUCGGGCAGAGGAUGUUCCUAAAAUCGCUUUUCGGACCAGGAGCAAUGAAGAGCAUGAGAAACAUUUGAUAAGUGCUCUUGGAGUAUUGCGAGAGAAGGAAUUGUAUGCUCAAUUCUCCAACUGUAAAUUCUGGUUGUCUUCUGUGUCUUUCUUGGGGCAUGUUAUUUCGAAAGAGGGUAUUAUGGUCGAUCCUCAAAAAAUUUAG